AUCAGUUUCGUUUUCCAAUCCAAAUGUAUCUAGCAGAAUAUCCCACUGUAGUUUUGACGAUGCUUGAGGUCUCUGGGUGUUUCCAUGUCGUGGCCGUAGAUGGUUGACAUGCCUGGUCCACUUGUCCUUUCCGACCAUUAUCUCAUAUAUAACCUUACCCUUUUUUCCGAUAACCGUUCCGAUGGACCACCUUCCCGGAGUCUGGAAGUUUCGUGCGUACACCAGUUCACCGACCUUAAACCUACGAAGUCUCCCUUCCUGCUCUUCGUUCGUUUGUCCGUUGUGUUUUUCAUCACAUCUAGGAAUCAGGCUAUCAAAUAUCGUUCUAAUUUUUCGUCCGAAGAGGCAUUCCGCAGGAGACUUCCCUUCUGGUGUGUUUGGAUUCGGAGUGUUGCGAUACAUUCUCAGGAACGGUUGGAUUAUAUCUCGUGACACCCUCGAUCCUUCCGCCUUAAGAAGAGCACGUUUAAAUGUAUCUACGAAUCUUUCGGCCUGCCCAUUUGAUUGUGGAUGGUACGGCGGUGAAAACUUGUGCCGAAUUCCGUUUUGUGCGCAGAAUUCUUGAAAUAGCGUAGAUGUGAACUGCGGUCCGUUAUCCGUAACUAGUGUUUCCGGUGUGCCAAAAUACUGGAACAAUUUGCUCAGCUCAUUGAUAGUGUGCUGGGCGGUGGGGUAUUGCAUCGGAAUCACGUCGGGCCACUUCGUGUAGGAAUCAACGAAAAUCAAGUAGGACUGACCGUU
Dicrocoelium dendriticum is the source of this 741-nucleotide messenger RNA. The record is from the annotation of a GenBank genome assembly. NCBI's taxonomy places the organism in Eukaryota, Metazoa, Platyhelminthes, Trematoda, Plagiorchiida, Dicrocoeliidae.